Messenger RNA from Malurus melanocephalus (red-backed fairy wren), 3944 nucleotides. RefSeq names its product ARVCF delta catenin family member (gene ARVCF). Gene Ontology annotation, cellular component: plasma membrane; cytoplasm; adherens junction. NCBI's taxonomy places the organism in Eukaryota, Metazoa, Chordata, Aves, Passeriformes, Maluridae. Gene Ontology annotation, biological process: cell-cell junction assembly; cell-cell adhesion. The coding region runs from base 235 to 3030 and encodes 931 amino acids. The record is from RefSeq and is a predicted model, not a curated record. The transcript has 18 exons. Gene Ontology annotation, molecular function: cadherin binding.
GGAGCCGCGGCGGUGCCGGUCCUCCCGGCGGAGCGGGGCUUUUCCCUGGAUGGGCUCAGUCCGUAGGGAAGCUGCGGAGGGGCUCUGGGGCGCCGGUCCGGGCACAAAAGGAGCGAGCUUCGCCGAGGGAGGAGGCUCUGGAGGCUGUCAGAGCAGCGGRCUGGCUCCGCGGAGGGGCUGCGGGCAGCCGGAGCUGGUGUGUGCUGGGGACAGCGGGACUGGCACCUCGCAUAAAUGCCUGCGGAACUCAAACAGAUGAAGGACAUAGCUUGUACUUCUGACUCCCAUGUGCAUGAACAAAGCCCCAGUAACCAGACUUCAAUAGCAAUGAUGCAAGAGCCUCAAGAAAUGGUGGAAGAGACAGUUACUGUGGAGGAAGACCCAGGCACUCCCACUUCCCACGUGUCUAUUGUCACUUCUGAAGAUGGAACCACGAGGAGAACUGAAACCAAGGUUACCAAAAUGGUGAAGACUGUCACCACGAGAACAGUGCGGCAGGUGCCGCUGGGGCCGGACGGGCUGCCCGCCAUGGACGGCUCGUCACCCAUGGGCAGCUACACCGACUCCAUCGACAGGAGGUACAUGAAGAAUGGUGAGCGCUUCAUCACCCCCCAGGCCUCGUCCACCYUGACCCGAUCCUACAACAGCUACAACGAUUCUUACCCCGAGAGCCACGAGGGCCAGUACCGCCCCUACAUCGGCCACGAYGGCUACGGAGACCUCUCGGACAACUACGGCAGCUUGUCCCGGGGUGUCAACUACCGGCCCCGCUAUGCCUAUGUGCCAGGGGGCACCUACAGAGCUGAUGAUGGCAGCUUCACCUUGCCCAGCAGGAGGGAUAACUAUGGCCCCGUUGCCCAGCCCCAGGUGCCCGUGGGCAGCAGCGUGGACCUGAACCGUUCUCAGCCGGAGCGCUUCCAGCCGGAGCCCUACGGACUGGAGGAUGACAACCGCAGCCUUGGAGUGGAUGAUGAAGGGUAUGAACUGGAUCCAGAUUACUCCACUGUGAACAGGAGGACGUCUGCAGGGGUGCCAGAGAGAGGAAGACCUCACAAAGGAAGGGGCUACGAGGACCCCAUMGAGAGCGAGAUGGUUGAGGAGAGGAUUCCGUACCUGCACGGCGGCUACGCAGCACCACUGGCACAGCCCGAGCGAGGCAGCAUGGCCAGCAUCGACCGGCUGGGGAAACGCUCGCCCUCCAUCGACAGCAUCCGCAAGGACCCGCGCUGGAGGGACCCCGACCUGCCCGAGGUCAUCGCCAUGCUCAGCCACCCCAUCGACCCYGUCAAAUCCAACGCCGCCGCCUAUCUGCAGCACCUGUGCUAYGAGAACGACAAAAUCAAAAAGGAUGUCAGGCACCUGAAAGGGAUCCCCAUCCUGGUGGGCCUGCUGGAUCAYCCCAAACCUGAGGUGCAUCGUAAAGCCUGCGGGGCUCUCAGAAACAUCUCCUUCGGGAAGGAUAAUGAGAACAAAGUGGCCAUAAAGAACUGUGAUGGGAUCCCCGCAUUGAUCAGGCUGCUGCGGAAAACAAACGACAUGGAAGUCAGAGAGCUAAUUACAGGCACUCUGUGGAAUUUAUCCUCCUAUGARCCCCUGAAGAUGGUCAUCAUCAACCAUGGUCUGCAGACCCUGACCAACGAGGUGAUCAUCCCCCACUCGGGCUGGGAGAGCGAGCCCAACGAGGACUCGAAGCCUCGCGAUGCGGAGUGGACAACGGUGUUCAAAAACACCUCGGGCUGCUUACGGAAUGUAAGCUCAGAUGGAGCAGAAGCACGCAGAAGACUAAGGGAGUGUGAUGGYUUGGUGGAUGCCCUCCUUCACGCUUUGCAGUCUGCAGUUGGCAAGAAGGACACGGACAAUAAGUCUGUGGAGAACUGCGUGUGCAUCAUGCGGAACCUUUCCUAUCACGUCCACAAAGAGGUCCCCGGAGCUGAUAAGUACCAAGARCAAGAUUCUGGUCAGACUACAGGCACAGGAGGCUCUCAGAAGAAGAAGAAAGAUGAUGCUGGUUGUUUUGGUGGGAAAAAAGCUAAAGGAAAGAAGAAUGGAGAUUUGGACAGAAAUUUUGAUACACUUGAUUUGCCUAAGCGGUCUGAAGCAGCUAAAGGCUUUGAAUUACUGUACCAGCCAGAUGUGGUCCGACUGUACCUCUCCAUCCUCACYGAAAGUCAGAACUUCAACACUCUGGAAGCUGCAGCAGGAGCUUUGCAGAAYCUUAGUGCUGGCAACUGGACGUGGUCCACGUACAUCCGUGCGACGGUGCGGAAGGAGAGGGGGCUGCCAGUGCUGGUGGAGCUGCUCCAGUCUGACUCAGACAAGGUCGUGAGGGCUGUGUCCAUCGCCCUGAGAAACCUUUCCAUGGAUCGUCGCAAYAAAGAUCUCAUAGGUAGUUAUGCCAUGGGUGAGCUGGUAAGAAAUUUACCCAGCAGGCAGCAGAGAUCUGCAAAGAACCUGGAAGAAGAUACAGUGGUUGCAGUGUUGAAUACCAUCCAUGAAAUCAUUACUGACAGCUCAGAAAAUGCAAGGUCUCUGAUCCAGACACAGGGCAUUCAGAAGCUGGUAGCUAUCAGCAAGUCAAGCCAGUCUCCCAGAGAAACAAAAGCAGCAUCUCACAUUCUUCAGAUGAUCUGGAGCUAUAAAGAACUACGAAAUGCCCUUCAGAAGGAUGGGUGGAACAAGUCACACUUUCAGUCUGUUUCUGCAGCUCCAAAGGGCUCCAAAGGUACUGCUGGCAGGUCUGGCUACGACGACAGCACUUUGCCUCUGGUGGAUAAAAGUCAAGAUAAUGAGAAGUCUGGGAGUCGUGAUAUGAUACCUAUGGAUGAACUUGGCCCAGAUGGAUAUUCCACCAUCGACCACCGGGACAAGGAGCGCAAGUACAAGACCAGUGAUAACACAGGGGAUGCCUCUGAGAAAGAACCUUUAAAAAAUGACACAAAUAGGAAAAACAUUAACAGGAGUAACAGGGCUUCGGUGAAUCUGGUGGAUGCCCGUGACAUUAAACCCCAGCCUGUUGACUCCUGGGUCUAAUUUGCAUGCAUGGGCUAAAGUUCAACCACAUUUUUUUUGAUUGAGGGGGAGAAACAAACAUUGAAUCGACACAGAGGAUCUCAUCAGUCACCACUGCCAUUCAGACUGGGAGGGCUGCAGGUUCCAGGAGGGCGUGGGGAGCGAACCCACCCGAGUGCCAUCGCCGAGCGGAGCACGAUGCCUUACAGCGAGACACUCUGCUGCUUAACUCCCUGACAUUCCCACCAGAAACAGCCACUGCCUCCCCCGCCCUCCCUCCCACUCCUGCAAGAAGAAAAGCAAGAAAAGAGAAUCCAAGCUUCCAUGUAGCUGGCUGCGUUCUUAGGUGACUCUUACAUGUGGAUGGUGCCAAGCUGGAGAAGUGCAGGUCAUGYGGCAGCUUCACAGAGAGAGAGGAACUGCAGGGUGUUUGAAAUGAUAUCGUAGGUGUAGUCACGAGGAGAAUAGCACUUUUCUGGUUUGGGGCUCGUUGUUUUGRUUUUUGUUUCGGGGGAUUUCGUUUGAACUGUGACUCCUAAUGUUUUGAAGGCUUUUUGAAAAAUGUUUAGGUUUUCUUUAUUAUUCCCACAGGAAGUGCAGGAAUGUUGAGUGGGUUUAUUGGAUUUCAAUGAAGGGAGAAAAUGCAAAACAAAAACUAUUAAACGCUAGUCAAAUGAACUGGAGAGUGGAUGACAAAAUUGAUGCAAGCUGUAUAAUCUGCUUUUAGAGUAAGCUAUAUCAAUCACAGUGCUAUAUUAUCAUUAUAAUCUGGUGUACAAUACUUCUGCCUUUUGAAUUCUGUAAUGUCUCUGUUUUUAUUUCCACAUACUGAAAAGCAGUUUAUGGAAGGUUUCAGUGUCCCUGGUUCAGAAAUCUGUGCUGAGAAAUGGAGUUGGCUGGCUUUCUAUUUUCAUGUUCUCAAMGAUKGCARUAAG